Penicillium canariense is the source of this 1128-nucleotide messenger RNA. RefSeq names its product glycoside hydrolase family 88/105 protein. The transcript has a single exon. The coding region runs from base 1 to 1128 and encodes 375 amino acids. The record is from RefSeq and is a predicted model, not a curated record. Lineage: Eukaryota; Fungi; Ascomycota; Eurotiomycetes; Eurotiales; Aspergillaceae. Gene Ontology annotation, biological process: carbohydrate metabolic process.
AUGUCCGUCCAAGAACUUCCAGCAGCCAGUCGGCCAAGCGCAUCAGUCAUACACCAUGCAACGAAAAGUCUCAUUGAAAACCUGAUCAACAUCAAAGAUGACACCGGACGGUUUUUGCUUCAUCUAUCGGACGGUCGCAUAAUUGACACAAAAUCAUGGAACGGCUGGGAAUGGACUCAUGGCAUCGGCCUCUAUGGGAUAUGGAAAUAUUACGAAUUAACUGGAGAUCCCUCUUAUCUAAAACUGAUCGAAGACUGGUUCGCAGCUCGGUUUGCGGAAGGCGGCACCACGAAAAACAUCAACACCAUGGCCGUUUUCCUCACAUUAGCCUAUGUCUACGAGAAAACAGGGAAUCCUGUCUAUCUUCCUUGGCUAGAUAGUUGGGCGGAAUGGGCCAUGUAUGAGCUCCCACGAACAUGCUAUGGUGGCAUGCAGCACAAAACAUAUGCCAUGGAACACAAACAGCAGCUUUGGGACGAUACACUGAUGAUGACGGUAUUGCCCUUGGUCAAAAUUGGGAAUUUACUCGGACGUCCACAUUAUGUUACGGAGGCAAAGAAGCAAUUGCUUAUUCACAUCAAAUACCUUUGUGACCCUAAGAGUGGUCUUUUCUACCAUGGCUGGACAUUCGAAGACGGGGGCCACAAUUUUGCCGGUGCGCUGUGGGCCCGAGGAAACAGCUGGGUAACGAUUGUGAUCCCAGAGAUUAUUGAGCUCAUGGAUCUCUCACCGACCGACCCACUCUACUACCAUCUCACGAAUACACUCGAUGCUCAAUGCCAGGCUCUGGAACGGCUUCAGGAGCCCUCUGGCUACUGGCGGACACUGCUAGACAAGACAGACGAAGGCUCGUACAUUGAGGCAUCUGCGACCGCUGGAUUUGCCUUUGGGAUUUUGAAGGCGAUUCGGAAACGUUAUAUUGGAAAGCAAUAUAGGGAAGUGGCAGAAAAAGCAGUUGGUGCCGUGCUGAGAUCAAUCGAUGAGAAAGGGGAGCUCCAAAAUACUAGCUUUGGCACGGGAAUGGGGGAUACACUAGACCAUUAUCGAAACAUUGCAGUCACAGCUAUGCCCUAUGGGCAGGCAAUGGCGAUGAUGGCUCUUGGGGAAUACUUGAGAACAUAUAUUUGA